UACAUUGCACUUCACAUCAAUCAGUGUUGAAGGAAACCGUGAAGAAUUAGUAUAGAUAGAUUUUUUAUAUUAAGACUAUCCUAAUUAGAUAAAUGAAGUGAUCCUAUUUGAAUUAAGGAGUAAAAAAUACGGGGCCAUAAUGCGUCCAGUGCUAUUUGUGGCACUCUUGUUUUGCGGGGUGUUCGCUACUCGGGCAUAUGAGGACUCCAACCUUGAAGAUGAUGACUUUGCGGAGUUUGAGCAGUUUGAUGCAGAAGAUGAGCUUCCGGGAGGAGACCAGGGUUUUCAAGAUUUCAAUGAUGUAGAAAAAGAGGCUCCGGCUCAAAAACCAAAGCUGACUUCGAAUGAUGAAUUUGAGGCAGAAGUUGAGACUGAAGAUGAGCUUGUUGUUGAGGAUGAAGACAAUGAGUUUGAGCACUUCCAAGACCCGGAAGAGUUCGAAGGGUUCCAGGACAACGUUCCCAGGAACACUGAGCAGCCAAAGAUUACCAUAUCUAAGGUCCCAAUCACAGUCCGGCCGCGCUGGGACGCGUACUGGUUAGAAGGCGCGCUGUGCUGCCUGCUGGCCGGCUACGCGCUGUCGUACGCCGUCGGCCGCGCCAAGAACACCGCCAUCGCCACCAACUUCCUCAAACUGCACAAACCGCUACUAGAUGACAAUUUUACUCUAGUCGGUGAAACGGGUAGCGACGUUGUAUGCGUAGGCGAAGACCGCGGCUGGCGGCGCGAGGCGGAACAUUGCUUCACUAUGUGGUGCAGCGGCCGCGUGUGCUGCGAGGGCAUGCUGCUCACUCUCAAGCUCAUCAAGCGUCAAGACCUGGUCCACGUGAUCCUGGGCAGCUUCCGUAAGACCCCGGACAGUCUGCAGGCCCGGAUCGAGCUCGGCAAAGACGACAGCGACCCCUUCGUGCUGUGCAUCGCGCAGAAGAAGAUCGCCACGCGCCUCGCCAAGGAGAUGCAGGACUUGAGCGUGUUCUGCCCCGAGCGGCGGCCGGGAGACAAGCACGGGCUGCCGUCCUCGCUGUCCGUCAUGUCCGAGUGCGGCGAGGCCACGGCCGCCAUCUUGGAUGCUCGCGUCACGGCCGCGCUGGCGCAGUACCCAGACCACAUACAGUACAUACACAUAUCCGACAAGUACGCUGGCGUCAAGCAGAUGGAGGAGACUGCAGCGACGAAACCCCCAGACACGGAACGCGUGCUGAUCGUUUCUCUGGCAUUGGGUCCAGAUGGUGGCGGUGCUGAGGUCCGACCUCUAUUGCUGCUCAUCUUCCAUCUACUGGAGAAGGUCAAACGCACCCGGCUUAGCAAAGAGGCCCUAGCCAAGUGCGAGAAGCGUCGUCAGAAGGUGGCGGAGGCGUGGCUGCGCGGCGCGCACGCCGCCCGCCAGGAGCAGGCCGCCGUGCGCCGCGAGGAGAGACGCAAGCAGGAGAAGGAGAAGAUACUCGCUGUCAGUAUACCUGUACCUCCCUCUAUUCUAGAAGGUGGCGGAGGCGUGGCUGCGCGGCGCGCACGCCGCCCGCCAGGAGCAGGCCGCCGUGCGCCGCGAGGAGAGACGCAAGCAGGAGAAGGAGAAGAUACUCGCUGUCAGUAUACCUGUACCUCCCUCUAUUCUAGAAGGUGGCGGAGGCGUGGCUGCGCGGCGCGCACGCCGCCCGCCAGGAGCAGGCCGCCGUGCGCCGCGAGGAGAGACGCAAGCAGGAGAAGGAGAAGAUACUCGCUGUCAGUAUACCUGUACCUCCCUCUAUUCUAGAAGGUGGCGGAGGCGUGGCUGCGCGGCGCGCACGCCGCCCGCCAGGAGCAGGCCGCCGUGCGCCGCGAGGAGAGACGCAAGCAGGAGAAGGAGAAGAUACUCGCUGUCAGUAUACCUGUACCUCCCUCUAUUCUAGAAGGUGGCGGAGGCGUGGCUGCGCGGCGCGCACGCCGCCCGCCAGGAGCAGGCCGCCGUGCGCCGCGAGGAGAGACGCAAGCAGGAGAAGGAGAAGAUACUCGCUGUCAGUAUACCUGUACCUCCCUCUAUUCUAGAAGGUGGCGGAGGCGUGGCUGCGCGGCGCGCACGCCGCCCGCCAGGAGCAGGCCGCCGUGCGCCGCGAGGAGAGACGCAAGCAGGAGAAGGAGAAGAUACUCGCUGUCAGUAUACCUGUACCUCCCUCUAUUCUAGAAGGUGGCGGAGGCGUGGCUGCGCGGCGCGCACGCCGCCCGCCAGGAGCAGGCCGCCGUGCGCCGCGAGGAGAGACGCAAGCAGGAGAAGGAGAAGAUACUCGCUGUCAGUAUACCUGUACCUCCCUCUAUUCUAGAAGGUGGCGGAGGCGUGGCUGCGCGGCGCGCACGCCGCCCGCCAGGAGCAGGCCGCCGUGCGCCGCGAGGAGAGACGCAAGCAGGAGAAGGAGAAGAUACUCGCUGUCAGUAUACCUGUACCUCCCUCUAUUCUAGAAGGUGGCGGAGGCGUGGCUGCGCGGCGCGCACGCCGCCCGCCAGGAGCAGGCCGCCGUGCGCCGCGAGGAGAGACGCAAGCAGGAGAAGGAGAAGAUACUCGCUGUCAGUAUACCUGUACCUCCCUCUAUUCUAGAAGGUGGCGGAGGCGUGGCUGCGCGGCGCGCACGCCGCCCGCCAGGAGCAGGCCGCCGUGCGCCGCGAGGAGAGACGCAAGCAGGAGAAGGAGAAGAUACUCGCUGUCAGUAUACCUGUACCUCCCUCUAUUCUAGAAGGUGGCGGAGGCGUGGCUGCGCGGCGCGCACGCCGCCCGCCAGGAGCAGGCCGCCGUGCGCCGCGAGGAGAGACGCAAGCAGGAGAAGGAGAAGAUACUCGCUGUCAGUAUACCUGUACCUCCCUCUAUUCUAGAAGGUGGCGGAGGCGUGGCUGCGCGGCGCGCACGCCGCCCGCCAGGAGCAGGCCGCCGUGCGCCGCGAGGAGAGACGCAAGCAGGAGAAGGAGAAGAUACUCGCUGUCAGUAUACCUGUACCUCCCUCUAUUCUAGAAGGUGGCGGAGGCGUGGCUGCGCGGCGCGCACGCCGCCCGCCAGGAGCAGGCCGCCGUGCGCCGCGAGGAGAGACGCAAGCAGGAGAAGGAGAAGAUACUCGCUGUCAGUAUACCUGUACCUCCCUCUAUUCUAGAAGGUGGCGGAGGCGUGGCUGCGCGGCGCGCACGCCGCCCGCCAGGAGCAGGCCGCCGUGCGCCGCGAGGAGAGACGCAAGCAGGAGAAGGAGAAGAUACUCGCUGUCAGUAUACCUGUACCUCCCUCUAUUCUAGAAGGUGGCGGAGGCGUGGCUGCGCGGCGCGCACGCCGCCCGCCAGGAGCAGGCCGCCGUGCGCCGCGAGGAGAGACGCAAGCAGGAGAAGGAGAAGAUACUCGCUGUCAGUAUACCUGUACCUCCCUCUAUUCUAGAAGGUGGCGGAGGCGUGGCUGCGCGGCGCGCACGCCGCCCGCCAGGAGCAGGCCGCCGUGCGCCGCGAGGAGAGACGCAAGCAGGAGAAGGAGAAGAUACUCGCUGAGGACGACCCAGAAAAGCAGCGCCGAUGGGAGCUGAAGGAGCAGAAACGCCAACAGAAGCGCAAGACCCCCAAGAUGAAGCAGCUUAAAGUCAAGGCGCUCUAAGCCCGUACUAUAAUAUACACUCAAGAUACAAUCCUCAAGUAAAGAGUUUCGUAUGAUUUGUAAGCAUAUAGAAAAAAUACAGUCGCUCAAAACAGUGUAGGGUCAGGUGGGGUAAAUAUAAGACACGGGUAAAAAUAAUACUAAGUUUUUAACACUCAAAAACCUAUUCUAUUUCAAUAAGAGAACCCGAUAUUUCGACGCAGUUACAUGCAUCUUGUUCACGGGUAACUGAAGAUAGCUGGUGGAUGUCAAAGUUGUGUAGACCGCGCUCGGUCUACCCUCAAGCCCGGUUCACAUUUGUCUGUCCUGUCGUGUUGUGUUGUGUCGAGAAGCAUAUCGAUUUCAUACAUUUAAUAUGAUUGCGUGCACAUUUGUCUGACGCAGCGUGCAUCAGACAAAUGUGAACCGGGCUUCAUUCGUACGCGUCGGCUGCUCAAAAACAAUACAAAACGUAAUCACGGUCCAUAUCCCGGUCAAUAUAAUUCUAUUCUAUUACAUUCCUAUUUCAUUGAAAAAGAAGUCUACACACAAGACUAGUUUUUUAAGGGUUAAAAACUUAGUCUUAUUUUUACCCGUGUUUUAUAUUUAUCCCACCUGACCCUAAUUGUAGCCAUAGAUUUUACUUGGUAAAAGGAGCAGAAUGUAUGAAGCCAUACAAUACAACGCUGUCUUUCAACUUUCAACUGAUAAAAUUACGGUUAAGUAUAUUAUUACACUCCUUUACGCGUCUUAGUAUUUCUUUUGUUUACUGAGAUGAGGUAUGGUAUACAGUACCUGGCGAUAAAUAUUGCGUAUCGGUCUUUAGAAAGAAACAAUUGGAGACAACGAGAGAGAAAGAGACAACGCUCUACGAAGCUCAUAUUCCGAUGUGCAAUAUUUAUCGCCGCGUACUGUGAAUGGGGCAUUAGCCACUGUAUGUAUAUCGACAUAAAAUAGUAGAAAUUAAAUAAAAUGGAACUAAAAAAAUUAUAUACUAAAUUGUUGCCAUGUUUAAGCAUUUUAUUUUACGUCAAAAAUGUGAGUUACGUAGGAAGUGGCGGCCCUCAAUUAUUUUUUACAAUUUCUUGUCGGACUAUACCUACUAUACCUCUACUGUCUCUCUGGUACAGCCAGCAGAAGAAGUAGCUAAGCGGGUGAAAUAUUCCAAAUUUUGUGUUAAGAAAAUAAGACCUUCUGCAGAUAAUGUUAGACACCUGGCCCGCUUAACCAUAGUGGAACUGGUCUUGAGUGUUGCUUAAUUACGAGCCAAAACUGCAACCUUUCCAACCGCGAUACCUUUACCCCCGUUUUGCCAUUUCAAUUAAUGGGGUUGGCCGGUCGAAGUAUUUAGCAGAUGGCGCCACCAUAGCUUGCCCUGUCAAUCCCUAGAAUUGUGUCAAAUUUUUUUCUUAAUGGAAUUUUAUGUCCUGGAUGCCAGCCCUUUAAGCCAAAUCUCAUAGAAAAAGGGGCAAGCUAUGAUGGCGCCGUCUAUCGUGCAAACCUCUGGCAGUUGCCAACCCCAUUGUAACAAGCAGUCAUUGCAUUAAAAAUCCAUACUAUAAAAUUUUGCGGUACGACUCGUGCAUAAACGUACUUCUUUGUCUAUUAUCGUUAUUUAAAAAUGUAAUGAAUUGGAUUCAAUUUGACAGUAUCUGUAAGUAAAUGAUCAUUGUAACUGUUUGUGAUUUGUUCAAGGAACAAAAUAUGUGACUAUAAAAUUCUUUGGCAGUCAUAGUCAUAAUGUAAAAAAAAACUAAAAUGUCAUUAAUAAAAAAAAUGUGGUUAGUAUUUUCUCGAAUCAAAAUUAUCAUUUGAGUGUGCGUUCUAAAAUGUGAUUUUAUUGUGUGUGUGAAUUCACGCGAAUUGUAAGUUAUAAUUAUACCCGUUAUCUUGUAAAAAUUAUGAACCCUUAUGGGACUGUUAAUUCAUAAGCGAAAAACGAAUUUCUAAUAAUUAUGGUAAUUCUAGUUAUAUUAACUGUUUUUUAUUCUGCAUAUUAAAUGAUGUCAUAGAAAUAAUUCUUAAUAGGUAGAGUUAAUAAGUAUUUUAUUUUUCACUAAAAAAUUGAAAUGGCAAAUCGGUUUGUGUGGAAGUAUUGUAGUGUUUCGAUUACUGAUGUGAUGUGUCAAAUGCAAUAUUAUUUAAAGUACAGUCGGCUUCAGAAGCCACUGAACUUUUUACUUAGAAAUGUAACUAUGCCCCAUUAGUACAUGUUCAAUGGACAGUCGCCAUCAGAUAUAUCGGAGCGGCCAAGGCGCUCACAAAUAUCUGAACACGCCUCUAUUGUCAGGGCGUUAGAGUGCGUGUUCAGAUAUUGUGAACACUUCGGCCGCUUUGAUAUAUCUGAUGGCGCCUGUUCUUAUUUGUGGAUGACUGUACAUUUUUGUUAUUUAUUUACCUCUAAGUGUUAUUUACCUACUCAGUGAGCUCGAUUAAAUGAAUUUAAGUUGCAAUUA
This is a messenger RNA of Cydia strobilella, 6027 nucleotides long. Its product is annotated as PAT complex subunit CCDC47. The coding region runs from base 140 to 1750 and encodes 536 amino acids. Lineage: Eukaryota; Metazoa; Arthropoda; Insecta; Lepidoptera; Tortricidae. The record is from RefSeq and is a predicted model, not a curated record. Gene Ontology annotation, biological process: endoplasmic reticulum calcium ion homeostasis. Gene Ontology annotation, cellular component: endoplasmic reticulum. The transcript is spliced from 11 exons. Gene Ontology annotation, molecular function: calcium ion binding.